Molecule: messenger RNA, 604 nt
Organism: Bursaphelenchus xylophilus (pine wood nematode)
Lineage: Eukaryota; Metazoa; Nematoda; Chromadorea; Rhabditida; Aphelenchoididae
Source: the annotation of a GenBank genome assembly
AUGAGGAGCCUUUUGGUAUUGUUGUUGGUGAUAUUAUGUUUCCCGGUGGACAGUAAGUGACAAGAAUGAUGAGGUAAUGUGCAAAUUAAGGCAAUUCCAAUGAAGCACAGCCAUUGUUUGUCUCCAUUCUUCUCAAUACUACAAUUCAGGACCUCCUGAAUGUAAUAACGGCUAUCAAAAUCUUCUUUAGAUCAGAAGAUUUCUUUGAUUUCAAACAGAAAUUGGAGAGUUCAGAUUCAAAUUUGUUCAAAAAGAUCUCCGAACUCAAAGAAGGACUUGAUCUAGAGAUGGCGGCCAUUUCCGAACAAGCCAAGGAUUUCAGUGACAGAGUAAUCCCCGGCCACUGUCAUCAUAUUUUCAGAUAAUAAUGGAAUUAAGCCGAUUCCUUCCGCCCUCAAAUACGAUGUCUUUUGACCCAGUGUCUAUUGAGACCCACCUAAAUGAUAUCGCUGAAAUGUAUUUGAAUCUAGACCCGACCACCAAGGCCGAGUUCGAGAAGAAGGCUCCUUCAAUCAAGUUUAUCCUGGAUUGGUUCAGCACUCAAAUGAAGGACAUCCACACUUAUGUCAAGAAUCCUCUCUUGGCUAUAUCAAAACUGACCUAA